AUGGCCGACGACGAAGAGCGCGCAGCCAAGGCGGCGCGAGCGAAAGCUUUACUCAAGAAACGUCAGCAGAAGAAGGCAGCUGGUGCAGCAGUCGCCGCUGGUCCGUCGUCACCCGUUACGAGUCCUCCGCCUUCCCGCUCUUUCACACCCGCACCCGCGGAACUCGCCUCUCCGCCACCGCCGCCGCCAACAUCCGCCGCCGAACAGCCAGUGCAGGAGAAGCACGACUUGGCAGAUGUAUUCGACGUGUCCAACGACGGUCCGAACACGUCGGUGGAUUGGCUGUCUGGAUUGACGCGUGCGCCGACGCCUCCGCCUGUUGCGAGGGUGCAGCGGCAUUCACCUCCCGUCGCGAGCCCAGUGGCUUCGCCUCCCAUCAGCGCGUUGACAUCACCGCCGCCGUCUUCUGCGCUGCCGUCUGGGAAGGAGGUGGAGCUGCAGCAACGGGUUGCCGAGCUGGAGAAGGUGGUUGCGGACUUGAGGCACUUCGAAGCCCGUGCGUCUUUUCUGUUGCAGCGGAAGGGCGUGGUCGAAGGCGUCCGAGAAGAACUCGAGCGGCGUCUGCAGGAAUUACAACAUCGCAUUACAGAUGUGGAAGGCGAGAAGAGCGCGCUGUCUGUGGAUGUGGCGCGUCUGAAACCGUUGGAAGCUGAAAUACAGCAACUCGGAGACGAACUACAGGAAUGGAAGUCAGCAGCUGGGGUGUCAGAUGCACGGAUUAAGCAGCUCGAUGAUCAACUCGUUACUCUUCAAGACGAGAAGCAGGCGUUGUCAGACGACGCCGCACGUUUCAAAGCUCGAAAUGAGGAACUGGAGGCUGAACUGCAACCGAAUAGGGGCAGAAUCCAAGAGCUGGAAACUUAUGUCGAGCAGCUGCAUGCUGAGAACGAAACGCUGCAGCAAAACCAGCAGCAGACGAUCUCGUUGUUGGUCUCCGAGAAAGCUCAUCUCGCGUCCGAGGUAGAGCGUCUGGUGGGUUUUGAGGACGAGGCCCAACACACGGCUGCUGCUUUGGAAGCGCAGCAGAAAACGGUCGAGCAACUCGAGGAGCAGUUGCAUCGUCUGCAAGCCGAUGCACACGAGACUGCCAAUCGGAUACAGCAGUCUGAGGCCAGGGAGAAAGAGCUGGCCGAUAAAACUCGGGAUCAGGAACGGGAAAUCACUCUCGCCAACGCGAGUAUUCAAGAAUCCAAGAAGGAAGCCGAGAAGCAACAAAGGAAACUGCACGAAUUGCGCGAGCAGAUUCAAAAUGACGACCGUCUCGAUCGCGCAGAGGCAUCUCUGAAAAACACGCAGAAUCGCGCUGACGAGCUCGAGUUCCAACUUUCAAAGUUGAAACAGGUUCAUAGUAGUGUGAAAUCGGAACGAGACGAAUUCGACGGACAGUUGGCAUCUCUACGAACGAGUGAACAAGAAUGGAAAACGAAGCACUCCUCGUUGUACGAAGAGCACAACCUCCUCCGCGGACAAUUCGAUUCGGCGACUCAGGAGAGAGAUGCUCUUGCAGCCGAGAAGGCCACUCUCCAGUCUCAAGCCGGCAAUGCUCAGCAGACGCUCUCGCAGUUGAACGACAAGCUGAAACAAGUAGCGUCGGAGCUUAUGACUGGAAGUCGGCAGCUGCAAGCGACCCAGACCGAGCUCAAAGCUGCGACUCGUCGAGCAGAGGAAGCUGAGAAGAUGCAAAAGGAUCUGCAGAGCGAGGGCACGACAUUGAUGCGAUCGCUGGACGAGAUGCGGACAAAAACUGUGGAGCUGACGGGCGCCCGAGUCGAGCUUGUCGAGAAGUUGAGUGGACUGGAACACUCGCUGAAGAACCGGGAUGCCACCAUAGCAUCGUUGGAAGGGGAUAUCGACGAGGCGAGACAUGGAAAGGAACAGGCUGAAGAGAGACUGCAGAACAUCCUGGCACAGCACAAGAAGGACAGCAUGCUGGCUCAGUCCAGUGCCGGCGAGCUGCAGAAGGCGUAUGCGGAAUUGCGAGAGGAGCUGGACCUGGCCACAGAUAGCGUGCGAUCUCUCGAAGCUGAACGUGCCUCACAUCGGCAAGAACUCUCUAGGAGACUGGACGAGAUUGAGCACGUUACGAUGGCCUCCAAUGCUCAGCAAGACGAGUUAUCCAUGUUGCGCCAGGAGAUCGCCCAGCGAGAGCAUGCUCGUGAGGAAGAGCAUGGCUUUUUGGACGGAGCUCAGAACGAAAUUGAGGCUCUGAGAGCCGAGUUGACGAGCAGGGACGACGAGAUCGAACGAUUGCUGUCUUCGAAAGCGGACGAGUCUGGGCAAUCGCUGGACGACGAACUGCUGAGUUCGAUGCGACAACAACAUGAUCUCGAACUUUCCGCAGCACAGUCGCGAAUCCGUUCAUUGGAGAAUGCAGUUUUCGAAGCGGAGGGCAAAGCGCACAGUCUGAAGAAGCAGAUGGGCACGCUGGAGGAAGAGCUGGUUCAGGCGCGCUCGAUUCGGUCCAACUCGCCUUUGCCUCGGCCAGUCAGUCGGGCCGCGUCCAGUCGGUCGCAUGGACCCUCGUCGCUUUCUCGCUCGGUGCUCGACCAGAACCUCUCGCUGGAGACGCGCCAUAAGCGCAAAGUGAGCCUCAGCAUGCUUAAAGCUCGGAUCGACAGUGAAGUGGCGGCCGCUGCCGCCGCCCAUGGCCAGAUGUCACAUCCGUCAUCGAGAGCGUUGUCACCGGUUCUUUCGGCAGACGGCAUGUCCCGCCCGGCCACACCACCUGUGCAUGUGCACCAUCGGCGUCCCCAGUUCUUGGACGAGUCGCAUGUAUUCUGGUGUCAUUCGUGUCACGGAGAUCUUGUCAUACUCUAA
Mycena citricolor is the source of this 2817-nucleotide messenger RNA. The record is from the annotation of a GenBank genome assembly. Lineage: Eukaryota; Fungi; Basidiomycota; Agaricomycetes; Agaricales; Mycenaceae.